AUGUCGGAAACGGACCAGAGUGACGCCGAUCCUUACAAAUGGGACCAGCAUGAUAACGAGGCGAAUGGAGACGGUCAAGCCCAGUCAAUCGAAACCCAACCCGGCGACUUUACCUACAUGGGCGGUUGGAGCGAGUCUGAUCUCGAGAUACACGAAGGCGGGAUCCUUGCUAUCGACACGAACGACGCCAAUGCACAAGAAGAGCACAUUCCUCAGCCGAUGGAAGAUGAGGUUCCACAAGACCACAGUCAGGCGGACACUGGCGGCAUGCUGGAAGCUUAUUUGGACCAACAGUGUUCAGAAGAGCCUUGGAAGCCAGGGCAAAAUCGCUAG
Talaromyces marneffei is the source of this 333-nucleotide messenger RNA. RefSeq lists its product as uncharacterized. The record is from RefSeq and is a predicted model, not a curated record. Bases 1 to 333 code for a protein of 110 amino acids. NCBI's taxonomy places the organism in Eukaryota, Fungi, Ascomycota, Eurotiomycetes, Eurotiales, Trichocomaceae. The transcript is spliced from 2 exons.